AUGAAUGAUAAUAUAGAUUCGUUCAAUGAGAGUUGCUGGCACGACUUUGAUUAUAGCAGCCUCUUGAACGACGUCCCACCCGUUGAUCUUCAUUGGCAUUCUGAAUUGCAGCCCCAAUGUGGCGUAAGUGCGGGAAUCGAAGUCUCGGGUUGUGGAAGGGCAUCGCAAGUGAGUGAAGAUGCUAUGAGAGAAUGUCCAAGAAAGAGGGGGAGGAAUGAUGCAUUCAGUGCAGUUGGAAGUAAAGCUUGCCGUGAGAGAAUGAGGAGAGAAAAAUUGAAUGACAGGUUCUCAGAAUUGUGCUCUAUUUUGGAACCUGGCAGACCUGUGAAAACCGACAAAUUGGCCAUACUUGGUGAUGCCAUCAGAGUUCUAAAUGAGCUGAAGUCUGAAUCUCAGGAAUAUGAAGAGAUGAACAAAAAGCUUCUGGAAGAGAUCAAAAUGUUGAAGGUAGAGAAGAAUGAACUUCGUGAAGAGAAACUUGUACUUAAGGUGGACUGUGGACAAAGAAAGGAUUGA
Molecule: messenger RNA, 516 nt
Organism: Fraxinus pennsylvanica
Lineage: Eukaryota; Viridiplantae; Streptophyta; Magnoliopsida; Lamiales; Oleaceae
Source: the annotation of a GenBank genome assembly